This is a messenger RNA of Punica granatum (pomegranate), 1131 nucleotides long. Lineage: Eukaryota; Viridiplantae; Streptophyta; Magnoliopsida; Myrtales; Lythraceae. The record is from RefSeq and is a predicted model, not a curated record.
UUCGGAGAAGGUUUUAUUAGGGUUUUGUCUUUUGACAGUUUGAUUUCCGAACAGAGACGAAGCUUUGCCACAGAGAUGGAGAUGGCGAAGGAGCAGAGCAGGACGGAUAAGAGAGACCUCGGCCCCUCCUCGGCCUUGGAUUACCUAAACCCACAGUACUGGGAUGAGAGAUUCUCUAGCGAAGAGCAUUACGAGUGGUUCAAAGAUUACUCCCAUUUUCGCCAUCUCAUACUGCAGCAUGUCGGACCCAAGUCUAAGGUGUUGGAGCUUGGGUGUGGAAACUCGCAGUUAUCUGAAGAUUUGUACAGAGAUGGAAUUAAGCAGAUAACUUGCAUUGACCUAUCGGCCAUUGCGGUUGAGAAAAUGCAGAAACGGCUGCUUUCAAAGGGAUAUAAAGAAAUAAAAGUGCUGGAAGCUGACAUGCUAGACCUGCCCUUUACCAAUGAGGUUUUCGAUGUUGUUAUUGAGAAAGGAACUAUGGAUGUGCUGUUCGUAGACAGUGGGGACCCAUGGAAUCCUAACCCUGAAACAGCCUCGAAGGUUAUGACAAUGCUUCAUCAAGUCCACAGGGUCCUGAAGCCUGACGGGAUUUUCAUUUCAGUAACUUUCGGGCAGCCACAUUUCAGGCGCCGAUUCUUUGAUGCUCAAGAGUUCACCUGGUUGGUUGAGUGGAGCACUUUUGGAGAUGGAUUCCAUUAUUUUGUAUACGUUUUGAAGAAGGGAAAGAGAUCAUUGGAUCAUGGGGGGCUUUGCAAGAAAGUAGAGGUGCCAUCUAUUAACCUAUAUCACGAUGAAUUAGAGGGUGAAGAUUAUCUUUUUCGGACCAACAUUGACGAUUUAGAUUUCUAGGGAUGGCUUAAACUUUCUGUCCCUGUAUCCAAGUGGCUGCAAAAAUAUGCCUCGAUGAUAAUAUUUGGGAGAAGGCUUUCUGAUUUGCUUCCCUUGUGAAACUUCUCGAAUUCGAGUCAUUUCCCAGUUUUUGAUGCGAGAUAUACACUAGCUUAACUUUGGCAAGAGAUGAUGUCGCAUUGCAUCUGUAAGGGAGAAUUUGUAGGGUCACUGUCAGCGAAAAGAAAAAUGCGUUUGUUGACAUAAUCUAUCUGUUAACAAAAUUCUUCUAUUUCUGAGAUC